Moneuplotes crassus is the source of this 2100-nucleotide messenger RNA. Lineage: Eukaryota; Ciliophora; Spirotrichea; Euplotida; Euplotidae. The record is from the annotation of a GenBank genome assembly.
AUGAAGUUUCCAAUAUGAGAAGCGAGACCUUGCAAGGAUAGGUCCCAGUUUUAUAUAAUUGAGCGGAAGUUGUAUGUAUGCAAUACACAUAAGGUAGCUAAAUAUUUCACUGAUGAUUCUAUCCACCUAGUCCCUCAGGAUUCGGUCGAAUCUCUAUUAAAAGUGAUAGAUCAGUGCAGGAAGGAGUUACUAGUAUCUCCGAUAACCCAAGGAUAUCUUGGCUCUGAAGAAGAAUACAAUGGAUUUGACACCACUAUAAGAGAGGCAGUAGACCACAUCUCUUCUAGCCUAAGGGCUGUUGUUUUAAGCAAACAGUUCUUCAAGCUAGAGGCUUUGUUUAUAGAAGCCAAGCAACUUGAAGACUUCAUCAUGAACCAUGAAUUGUUCAUCAAACACUCGACAGCAAAGAGUUGGAAGGAGGCACUGGGUGUUGUAAAUGAAGUUGUUGAAAAGAGCUCUGCUCUUGUCACCAAAGAACUUCAUGAAGAGUACGCCAGUCUGUUUAAAAGAACUGCUGAUGAGCUCAGGAAACAAAGGACUCGUAUCCUUGAAGAAAAGUCAAGGCUAGAUAUAAAGCUAUCUGAAGAGAAAAAUAAGGUCAAAGAUCUAAAAGAAGAACUUAAAAAUCAGGAGAAAUCUCUUAAACAAGAUAUGAAGAUGCUAAAGGAUCAAUAUGAAGAAAAGAUAGAAGGUCUGAUCAACACCCAAUCACAGUUAGAACAAACCAAAUCAACGCUUAUCGAUGAAGCUGAACAAAAGGAUCAGCAAAUAUCUGAGCUUAAGGAAGAUAUCAAGAGUAAAUCCGAGGACUUGGAAAGAUCUCAUGAACGUAUCCAGAAUUUAGAACAAAAAGUUAAGACUAAAACCGAAAAGGAAAAGGAACUUAAAGAACAAAUUGAGAAUCUGAAAUCCAACUUUGAUGAAGAGAAAGAAAAACUCGAAGAGAACUAUGAAUCUGAGCUACGGCAACACAAAAGGCGUCACGACAUUAUGAUUGAAGAAUCUAAUGAAAAAAGCGAAAAGAAGCUCCAAGAACAACUAGCCGUUUUUAAUAAUAAAUAUAAAGAAAAGGAUGACGCAAUUCAUAAGCUAGAGGAGGAGGCGUCUAAACUCACUGAAGAUCUUGAUCAACAAAGAACUGAGCACCAGGCACUUAUAGCAACUCAUACGAAUCUUCAAAAGGAGAAACAAAGCAUUGUGGAAAAACAUUCUGAAGAUACUUCUAAACUCCAGCAAAACAAUGAAGCCCUUGAAGAAGAGAGUAAGGCAAAAGAUAUCAACAUUAUGGAGCUAAAGGAAGAAAUUGAAGAACUAACAAGGAAGCUUAAAGAUGCAUGUGAACACAAUGAGUCCAUCAAACAAAACCUCGUCUCUCUAAUUCAAACUUUCUCCAACCAAGAAGUCACCGACUUUUUAAAAGAUUGCGAAGUUUAUGAUGAAUAUAGCUCAGCCGAAGAAGAGAUACAGUUUGAUCAGAAGACUUGACUUUAUCUUGAUCUCAAUAAAGAAAACCAUCUGGAGUUCUUAACUAAAAUUACCAAAAGAAUUCCAGAUUGAGAAUACAUUAGUAUUGGUUCCAUCCCUGGAGAGAAUGAAGUUGUUAAGACUUUCCUCAGCCUUUAUUUCCCCAACAAGGUUAAACAGUUUUAUUUCAAUGAACGUUCAGCUUUAAGUAGUUGUCUAUCUUUCUAUAUGACCGAACUGGAAGCAUUGAGUUCGAAGGUUGAGGAAAAAUUUGGGAUUUGUAAUUUUGAGGUCAGCCAGAACCAGAUGAAAACACUCUUAGCCAAAUACAAACGCAAGAGCUGGUUUGGAUUUGUUGACUGCAAUCUAGCCUUGUCCUCUGUGCCUGACUUCGGAGGAGCUCUCCAAGGAAGUCAAUUGGAAAGAUUAGAUUUGACUGGAUGAGGGGCUAGUGCUCGUGGAGGUUGGAAGAACAACCCGUCCCACUUUGAAAACUUAAUCGAGGGUUUGGCCAAGGAACAGGAUUUUAAGAACAAUUUGAAAAUGAUUUGGAUGGGAGGCUGAGGAAUGGAGAAGAGUCAGGUUGAAGAGAUUCUGAAGAAAUACGAGUUUGGAGAGGUUCAAAUUUGGAUGUAA